Molecule: messenger RNA, 2793 nt
Organism: Daucus carota subsp. sativus
Lineage: Eukaryota; Viridiplantae; Streptophyta; Magnoliopsida; Apiales; Apiaceae
Product: probable LRR receptor-like serine/threonine-protein kinase At4g37250
Exons: 2
Coding region: 280-2601 (773 amino acids)
Biological process (GO): protein phosphorylation
Molecular function (GO): ATP binding; protein binding; protein kinase activity
Source: RefSeq, a predicted model, not a curated record
AAGCAUAGCAACUAUUGUACUAGCCCCCUCUAAUCUUUUCUUCCAACCAAAAUUCAUAUUCUCUACAUUACUAAACAUUAACAGAACAGAACAGAGCUUUAAUCUCCCCUGCCUCUUCUAACAACUCUCCACCAUUUUUACUCUGUCCCUCUUCAUCUCUAACAACCCCUUCUUUUUGGUCAACAAAACAACCAUUGUCAUAGUUGUUUAACCUCCCAUUCUGUAUCUACAGAUAUAUAAGUUUAUGAAUUUGUGAAGGAAGUUGCAAACAGAACAAAAAUGAUGACAUGCAGAAGAAGUGUGCAUCACCAUCUUUAUUCUGUAGUUGCUGUGUUUUUCUUCAUUUUUGCUUCUUCCACAGCUCUAAACUUAGAUGGAACUCUCCUACUUUCUUUCAAAUACUCCAUUCUUAGUGACCCUUUGUCAGUUCUUGAGAACUGGAACUACAAUGACAUAAAUCCAUGUUCAUGGACUGGCAUCACUUGUGGCCAAGUUGGCUUAAGCCCAGCUGACAAUUUUCGAGUCACGAGUCUAGUCCUCCCAAACUCCAGUCUUCUUGGUUCAAUCCCAGAAGAUUUGGGUUUAAUACAAUACCUCAGAACUCUUGAUCUGUCAUCAAAUUUCAUGAAUGGUACUUUACCAGGUUCUCUUUUUAAUGCUUCAGAGCUUCAAGUUCUUUCAUUAUCCAACAAUGUCAUAUCUGGUGAGCUUCCAAAAUUAAUCCCUGGCCUAAAGAAUCUCCAGGUACUUAAUCUCUCCGAUAAUGCAUUGGCCGGUAAGGUCCCGGAAAGUCUUACUUCUUCACAGAAUCUCACUGUUGUUUCUUUGAGAAGUAACUACUUUUCUGGCUCAGUUCCUAGUAAAUUUCAGUCUGUUGAAGUCUUAGAUCUAUCUUCAAAUAUGUUUAAUGGUUCUUUGCCUUUGGAAUUUGAUGGUGAACACUUGCAGUACUUGAAUCUUUCUUACAAUAAGUUCUCAGGUCCAUUUCCUUUAGAUUUCACAAAGAAGCUUCCAGUAAAUGUAUCCAUUGACCUCUCAUUUAACAAUCUUACCGGUGAAAUCCUGCAAUCCUCAGCCUUAUCAAACCAAAAACCUGAGUCUUUCUUGGGAAAUGCUGAUUUAUGUGGCAAACCAUUGAAAAAGAUUUGCUCAAUUUCUUCAACAUUAACAACCCCUCCAAAUAUCACCACAGCAAACAAUUCAGCUCCAGCUAUUGCAGCCAUUCCUAGAGACUUCAACUCGAGCCCAUCCUCGAAUCAAAAUCAAAAUCAGAAGCAGCAUGGACUAAAACCAGGCACUAUUGCCACAAUCAUAGUGGCUGAUCUAGCCGGGCUCGGAUUACUUGUCAUGAUACUACUUUAUGUCUACCAGGUGAAGAAGAAGAAACAAAAAGAUAUCUCUAAUGCAAGUUAUGAUAAGAAAGGACCCGCGCCAUCAAUCAGUUCAGCUGUUGGCGCGGGGACUUCAUUUGAGAUUAGUAAGUUCGGUCCCAAGUGUGGAGAAUGGUCUUGCACGAGCCUGACUGCCAGCGAAGACAUGUCAGGCUCCGAGAGUGAAGACCAUAAAAAGUUGAGUAACAUUAAUGCAGAGGAGAUCAAAAAGUAUGCCAUGGAAAAAUCUCUGGUGAUAGUGGAUGGAGAGACCAAGUUAGAAGCUGAGACAUUGUUGAGGGCUUCAGCUUAUAUAUUGGGAUCAAGUGGAGGGAGUAUAGUGUACAAAGCUGUGCUAGAAGACGGUGUUGUUUUUGCUGUAAGGAGGAUUGGAGAAAGUGGAGUUGAGAAGCUCAAGGAGUUCGAGACUCAAGUGAAGGCCAUUUCUAAAUUGCGCCACCCCAAUUUGGUUACGGUUAGAGGAUUCUAUUGGGGUGAAGAUGAGAAGCUUCUUAUUUCUGAUUAUAUCUCCAAUGGAAGCUUAGCCAGCGCUGGCCAUAAAAGAUUUGGUUCAUCACCAUCGCAUCUACCAUUCCAAGUUCGACUAAACAUUGCCAGAGGAAUUGCUCGGGGAUUGGCUUAUAUCCAUGACAAGAAACAUGUUCACAGCAACAUUAAACCUAGCAACAUUCUCUUGACAACUGACAUGGAGCCUGUUAUAAGUGACCUAGGCCUUCACUGGCUGAUAUCAGGAAAACACAAGUACAAAACUGAUUGUUCUACGCGACAUUUUGGUUCCAAGAGGUGCACGUCUUCAAGCGAAGGACCCCAAGACCAUCCCUCAUCUAGCAGUCCCUACAUCGAGCCUAAUGGCUUCAUGGGGUGCACAUCUCCGUACCAUGCACCCGAGUCGCUCAAGAGCCUCAAGCCCAACCCCAAGUGGGAUGUCUACUCAUAUGGCAUAGUGUUGCUUGAGCUACUGACAGGGAAAGUGUUUUCAGACAGGGAGUUGAGCCAAUGGACAGGAGGACUCCAUGACGUGGACAGAAAUCGCGUUCUGAUGAUGGCAGACGUGGCGAUCAGAGGUGAUGUGGGCGGCCGAGAGGACGCCAUGUGGGCAUGCUUUAAGUUAGGGUUCAGCUGUGCCUCAUUGGUGCCACAAAAGAGACCUUGCAUGAAAGAUGCAGUACAAGUUCUUGAGAAAAUAGUGGCAGCAUCUUCACGUUGCUAGUGAAUGAUACGUUUGGUUAAAAGCCAGUAUCUAUUGUUGGAUUUAAAGGUAUAUACUUUUGGUCUUUUUUGACUAAGAAAGUUUGAUGCAUAAUUUAAAGUGUGUCUCGUGUAACCAAGUAUGAAGAAUAUGUUGUAUGUUUAUUUCAUCAUUGUUUCUUAAUUUAUAAGCUGUGUCUUUCUUUUUACUCUA